Messenger RNA from Didymodactylos carnosus, 1194 nucleotides. Lineage: Eukaryota; Metazoa; Rotifera; Eurotatoria; Philodinida; Philodinidae. The record is from the annotation of a GenBank genome assembly.
AUGUUUGAUACGGUUGGUGUAUGUGAAAGUUCAGAGGGAACAAUACCAACAAAAAUCGCACUUGAAAAAUUUGAUAAAUUAUUAAAAUCACUUUAUGAUGGUAUUCAUCUUCUGUUGUUCUGCAUUCGAAUUGGGCGUCUAACACAAACAACAAAGAUCAAUUAUAAACUAUUUGUUAAUGAACUAUGUGAUAAUAAAGUGCCUUGUAUUUUACUUAUAACACAUUGCGAAUCCGAAGAUCAAAUGGGCUUAUGGUGGGAUAAAAAUAAAAAUAUAGUUAAAAAGCAAUUGAAAUAUGAUGUAAGAGAUGGUAUAUCGGUAACUACAAAAAAAAGUGGUAAACACGCAUGUCUAGAAGAGUAUGAGCUAUCAAGAAUAAAUCUGCUUAAGGCUAUAUCCGAGUAUGCACUGCCAAAACCUUGGGAUCCAAAUACAAUGAUAAGAAACUUUUAUGGGUUUUGCAAAAAAGUAUGGUGUCAUGCGAGUUCUCAUGUAUCGACACAUGAUCCAUUCCAACAAUAUUUAGAAGAACCACGAACUGAAGAGGUUAUAAAACGGCGGAAUCCACCAGUACAACGGGCGCCGCCUAUACGAACAACUAGUGAAACUGCGACAUAUAUUGGCGCACAAGAAAACACAUUUCAAAGACAUUUUUGUAAGCCGAACAUUGUUAUUUUGGUUGAUGCCUAUACAUGUUCGAAAGAGUGUUUUUUAGUUGGCUUGUUCGAGAAUAUAAUAAAUGAAUUAAAUACUGAGUAUCCUGGUCUGCGCUCUUCUUCUAGUAUCCAGAGUAUGAAUUCCGUCAUGGAACUCUUUGAUUUAAACAGCACUCAAGUCUUUGAUUUAGAUACCGGCAAUGUAGGUGCUGUAACAUAUAUCGGUAUUUAUUAUAAAGAGAUUCAUAAUAAUGAAGAAUGCACAGAAGCGAUUCAAAUGAUGCGUAAAUUCGUUGAAACCUUCACUGAUCGUUUUGGUUCUGGUAAAAAAUUGGUUAUUACAACAAAUCCUUAUUCUUCUUCAUCUGAUCUAUUGAAAGAUUAUAAUGACUCGCUAGUGUCACCUAAUGUAGAUAUCUUGCGACUAGAUUUCGGAGCAACAUCUUUCAAUGGUCAACACAGCAACAUGGACGAAUCGAACGUGAACGAAAUGUACACAGUCCUAAAGUCAUAUGUAAUAUCAUUGCUAAAACCAUAG